AUAGCGUAUCGUAAUGGCAACACCACCUAAACGUAUGUGCUAUAGUCCUAUCUUUGAUAGCAGCUUUGAGAAAAGGUCAAAGAAGCUUUCCAUAGAAGGAAAUAUAGCUGCUGGGAAAUCCACAUUUGUUCGAAUUUUAGAGAAAGCCAGCGAUGAAUGGGAGGUUGUCCCUGAACCCAUUGCCAAAUGGUGUAAUGUUCAAACAUCUGAAAAUGAACAUGAGGAGCUGUCUACAUCACAGAAGAGUGGUGGAAACCUCCUCCAAAUGCUCUAUAAUAAACCCACUAGAUGGGCCUACACAUUUCAGAUAUAUGCUUGCCUUAGUAGAGUAAGGGCUCAACUGAAACUAAUAUCGCCUAAACUACGUGCAGCUGAGCAUCCUGUACAGUAUUUUGAGAGUUCUGUAUAUAGUGACAGAUAUGUGUUUGCUUCAAGCUUGUUUGAAUCUGGAAAUAUCAAUGAAACAGAAUGGGCAAUAUAUCAAGAUUGGCAUACAUGGCUUUUGAAUCAGUUCCAAGAUGAAAUAGAGCUUGAUGGGAUUAUCUACCUCCGAGUUACACCAGAGAAAUGCAUGGACAGAUUGCAAAGUAGGGGCCGAGAAGAGGAACAAGGAAUUGAACUUGAGUACUUGGAAAGUUUACAUGAUAAGCAUGAGAAGUGGCUUAAAAGAACAACACAGGUUGAUUUUGAUGCUCUCAAACAAAUGCCAAUUUUGGUUUUCUAUGUCAAUGAAGACUUCAAAAAUGAUAAGAUUAGUCAAGAGAUUUUGCUGGAAAAAGUAAAAGACUUUCUAUUCACACUCUAACCUUGAUGAUUCUAUGAAGAUCUAUAUGUAUAUAAUGAAUUUAAACCCUCUAUCAAA
Molecule: messenger RNA, 862 nt
Organism: Bombina bombina (fire-bellied toad)
Lineage: Eukaryota; Metazoa; Chordata; Amphibia; Anura; Bombinatoridae
Product: deoxycytidine kinase 2-like
Biological process (GO): nucleobase-containing compound metabolic process
Cellular component (GO): cytoplasm; mitochondrion
Molecular function (GO): deoxyguanosine kinase activity; ATP binding
Source: RefSeq, a predicted model, not a curated record